Messenger RNA from Candidozyma auris, 1854 nucleotides. RefSeq lists its product as uncharacterized. The record is from RefSeq and is a predicted model, not a curated record. NCBI's taxonomy places the organism in Eukaryota, Fungi, Ascomycota, Pichiomycetes, Serinales, Metschnikowiaceae. The transcript has a single exon. Bases 1 to 1854 code for a protein of 617 amino acids.
AUGCCCAAUGACUUCCGGCCUAAGUUCCACAACCCCGAGCCCCUCCCGUCCAUCGACGACUUUCGCUUAUCCACAAUUCUCCAGAAACAUGUCCCUGAAGAGAAUGAGGCCGUUAAGAAAGCGCUUCUAAACGUUGCUGAGCGGCACCAAAACGACUUGAAGCUGGAGAUCAGACGGCUGCUUACAGUGGAGCAAAAGAUUCAGUACUUGAACAUUGACGUGGCCAAGAGAGCUCAUCUGCUACGAAGGAAAGUAGGUGGGCAGAAACGCCGCUUGGAACGGGCGUUGGAGCUGCCCAAUAACGGAAAAGAGGGAACUUUGUACUUGGAGAUAUCUCAGGUGAUGUCAUUGGUAUCGGAAACUAGCGCAAGAACGCAGGCUCUUGCUCAGAAGGUCUUGGAGUACGAAAGAUCGAAUCACGGCCCGAUCUCAGGCCCAGAUCCACGAAAGUACCCUCGUCUUGCUAAACUUUUCGGAACAGACACGGAUUCUGUAGAUGUGAAUUCCACGGGCUCCAUAGUGGUAGAGGGAUACAUCGAUGAUGAGGAUGAUGGAUCAGAGAGUGUGGAGCUUAAUGGAGAAGAUGAGAUGAGGGCAUUACUGUCGAGAGAAGCACAGAAUGAGGAAAGUACAUGCUCACGAAAUAAUGAUAAUGAGCUUCCGUCUUCAAGGGAGUCGCCAUCCGAAGCCAAUGCUGACAAGGCUGACAAGGCUGAUAAUUCUGAAGAGCAUAGAGAACCGACGCCAGAGGAAAUGUCUCCAGAGAUGUUUGAGCAGCUCAUAGACUUGAACAUCUCAAAGUACAGGCUGAAACGACGAAGCAAAUACAAAGAGCUCAAUUUAUUUCCUCCAGAGCUCUCAAGCAAGCCAUCUUGUGCACGCAAGAGCAAAUCCAAUCCCUUGCGCUUGUUAUAUUCGUCUCUGGCUUUGGCCAAUAGCGAUAUGCUCAAAUCGAAUGUUGUGGAUGUGGAAACCCUCAAGUCACCAUUUGUGAACUCUAAAUCAGUGGCAACUGUGCUGCCGACACCACAAACAUCGCUACAUAAAAAACUAAGAAUACGAGUGCAGCCAUUAAGGUACAACAAGCAAAACGAAGACUGCGCUUGUUCGGAGGCUGCUGAGGAGGAGACUGGUCAGAACGAAGCCGACUCUUCUCCCGCUAGGGAGGCUUUGACUAGGACCUUGUACCAUUUUCUGGGCGCCGACGUUGAUGAAGAGGCAGAUCGUGAACUAGAUGAUGAGCUUUGGAGUUCCUCCGGAAUACAUUCAGAAAGCGAGGAUGAUAGCGACUCAUCGAGCAACUCUUCUUCUAAUGAUGAUGAAGUGAUUGAUCCUUUGCAGGAGGACGAAUUGGAUCCAACCUCAGAAGCAUACCAGUCUAUUCGAAAGGACCUAUUAAGGCUACGAAGGAAGAAGGGCAAAAAGAUGAAUGAGCAAGUUCUUCGGGAAUUCUCUCCGACUCCAAAACAUCAGCCUUCUCACCGAACACUCAAACCCAAAGGUUCAAUCUUAAAGAUGUCUGCCAGUUCGAGCAGGCCCUCGAAAUCUGCCACGUUUCUGCUGCCUAAAACUCCUCGUGUUCUGGCUAGUGGACUGCCACGCAAAGCAAACUCCCCAAUGUUGGAGAGUGCAACACAAACGCCGUACCGAGCAAGUCCGAGAGCCUCUUUUGUCAGCGAUGUUUCAGCUCUAGGAAUGAUUCUAGGCAUUGAGCGGAAGCAACAAGACCAAGAAGGUGGUGAGGACGGUGACUGCGAAGAAAACAGCUCUAUUGAAAAUUCUGGCACAAAGCCCGACGUGAAGGACAGUGGUGAUUACAAGAGCGUUGACAAAUUGCGGAGUUUAUUAGUUUAA